AAACCUUUGAAGUCUCAUACAACUUCUGUCUCUUUUUCUCUCUCUACUUCUUGAUUUUCCCUUCUCUCUCUAAAAAAAAAAUAAAGUUUUUUUUGUUUCUGAGAACUUGUGGCCCCAGCAGAUUGAAAUCUACAAUCUUUUUUUUUUUUUCAGUUUUAUGAGGAUCUGAGCUUCUUCAAUGUGUUGUUCAUUGUUCAAUCCAUUUAAAGGGGGUUGAGAAAAAGUGUUUCCAAGAUGUGGGGUUGAGGAAUUUGAAAAGCCGUUGGUGUUUGCUGUAAUGUGUUGGGAUCAUAUGUUCGUAAAUAUAUGCGAAUGGGAACACAAGUGCACUAUAAAGGAUUCUUACCAAGCUAUUACUCUAUGAGAGACCUUAAUGAGGAUGCUAACAGCAGCAGUUGGCCCCUAUGUUAUGGAGAUAAGACCUUAACAAACGGGCAAUAUUGUAAUGGUUUCACGUCUAGGACUGUAACUGACGCAUAUUCAGGGUAUGAUAAGGACAUUCUAAAGCAGAAAAUGAUUGAACACGAGGCCAUAUUCAGGAAUCAGGUGGUGGAACUUCAUCGCCUUUACAGAACUCAAAGGGACAUGAUGGACGAUUUCAAAAGGAAGGAAAUGCAUAAAUAUCGUUCAUCAAUGGAGCCAUCAUGUUCAUCCACUCACCUAGGAUCUCAAGUACCAUCUGAGGAUGUUCGGAAAUGGCACAUCGCGAACUUUCCAUUGGAAAAUUCUAGCUAUACUAGACCAUCUACAUCUGGUACUGAAAUUGUUAAUUCUCCCUUUAGUUCUUCAAAAGGAGAUUGUGUACAGCCUGGUCGAGUUCAAAUGCAAAAUGAUUAUUCUUCGAAAGCAUGUGAUGUUUUGGAGGCUAGGCCUUCAAAGGUCCGGAAAAAGUCGUUUGAUCUUCACCUUCCUGCCGGUGAUUACUUAGAUACAGAAGGUGGGCAGUUGCGAGAUAAUGCAGGAUCUUUACAUCCUUGUUAUCCUGCUAAUGGAGAUUAUGUAGUUACUCAAGAGAGUGGAACAAAAUUGUUUCUUGGUGGUGGUGCAAAGGGUGAUAGCCGAAAAGAUGCUUCAACAUCCAAUUCGUGUUUGAGAAGCUCAAUUGGGUUGGCUGACCUAAAUGAACCAGCGCAGCUUGAUGAUGCAACCGAUCCUGUUGAAUUUCUUGGUUAUGGUAAUAAUCAUAAAGAGACUAGAAGCAUAAAUCCUUCUGCAAAAUCAAAUUCACCAUUUGUGGCUUUGCCUUGGAAUUCCAGUUGUGUAAGCCCAAAUGAGUCUUUAAGUAACCUAUACGAUCGCAGUAGAGGCAAAGAGAGGGAUUGGUUGACUUCGGUACAUGAAACAGGUAACAUCAAAGGUAGCUCAGCUUCAUUACCUAGAGGUCUUGAAGACGACAAGAUAGCUGCAGCUUCCCGUCAAGCACCAGUAAUGAUUAACAAAGCCUAUCAAGCUCCGAGCCCUCAUGUAGUUCACCAUAUUAAGGAUGGUAUUUGGAAAGAUAGAACAGGACAUAGUUUAGAUAUGUCUCACAGAAAUGGUGAGCAGUCUAAUUAUACUCAAGUGGGACCAUUUGUUACUUCCAAGAUGGCUAGUCCAUAUCCAUAUGCAAGUUCCUCCGAAUUUAGCAGUUCGUGGCCGCACUCUGUCUCUUCUUGGGAGAAGCCAAAUGGUAGCUUUGCUCAGAGGUUAUCCUCGUUGCAUACAAACUCAGUUUUCAACUCAUCUGCAGCAGUUGGUAAGGGUUCACAGUCAUCUCAGAGCCAAAUUGGGGACUAUUGGCAUGCUAAUGGUGGCAGUUCUAGGUUGCGUCCUGGAUGUGCCGGUGAGAUACCCAUCCGGAGUGGUUUCUACCGUGGGUCCUCAUCUGGGACAAAAGAAUCACCAAUUCACAUCCCAUCAGGUGCUUUUGACUCUUUGAGCUACAUUAAGGGGGACCGUUUUACAUCUGAACGUUCCUCUAAUAAUGCAUGUGAGAAUUUUCUUAUUAGCUCUAACAAUAUGGAUGUGAAAUCUGCGAAGGGCUUCAACUUAAAUGUUCUAGCAACAAGUGCACUCAGCGAGGAACCUCCCAGGCGAGAUGUUGAGUAUGGUAAUGAAAAAAGAGAGCAUCAAGACCCUGUGACAGUGUUGCCAUGGCUUAAAGGUAAAGCAAAUGGUAACAAUGAGGGCAUCAAUGCUAGGUUAGGUGGAACUUCAGCAAAUUCUGGCUUUGUCCAGGCUUACUCAAACCCUCCUUUUUGUCAGAGUGAUUCAUCAGCUUUUGAACAUCACCGUAUGAGGACCACAAAAGAAGUGGGCGAAACGGGACAUGUAAGAAAAAUACUUGGUGUUCCGAUCCUCGAUAUUCCCGUUAGUUCCAGAAACGGGUCGUCGUCAUCACUUGUUUUUCCUUCUGCUAAUCUUCGUUCUUCUCCUGAGAGAAAGACUAUCAAACAAGAGAGGAGGACUAUGGUGAUCGACAUUAACGUGGCUUGUGACCUUUCUAUGCUUGAGCCCGAGGAACCUGUUGUUAUAGAACAAAUUUCUACUAAGAAAGUGACGGAGACAAAAGCUAUGAACAUCAGGAAUCACUUUGAUUUGAACUCAUGUAUUACCGAGGAUGAAGAAGAACCAGUUUCUGCUGUAACCGGCAAGGCCAGUGCGAAAACUAUUCUGGAUAUAGAUCUCGAAGCCCCUGUACUUUUGGACAUUGAACAAGAUGAUUUGCCUGGAGAAGACAAUGGGAAGAAACACGAGGCAUCUUUGCAGCACACACAGGAGGAACUACUCAAGACUGCAGCAGAAGCGAUAGUUGCCAUCUCAUCAUUCACUCAUUGCACUGCAAUAGAGGAAUUGCAAAGUGAUCCGUCUGAUGAUCCUCUGGAAUCUCUUCGAUGGUUUGUUGACGUGGUCUCUUCUUGUGCAGCGGAGCUUGAUAGUACUCCAUCUGCUAAAGAAAUUACAGGCAAGAACAACAACAUGAUGGUUGCACAUAAGGAAAUAGAUUACUUUGAAGCUAUGACAUUGCAACUAGCAGAGACCAAGGAGGAAGAUUACAUGCCCAAGCCAUUUGUUCCUGAAAUCCAAACAAUGGAAGAUGCAGGAGCAGCCAGUUCACUACCAAAUCGACCACGAAGAGGGAAUCCAAGGAGGGGAAGACAACGGAGGGACUUCCAAAGGGAUGUCCUUCCCGGUCUAGCUUCAUUGUCAAGGCAUGAGGUGACUGAAGACAUUCAGAUAUUCGGAGGGUUGAUGAGAGCAACAGGCCAUACUUGGAACUCCAGUUUGACAAGAAGGAACGGGACAAGAAAUGGAGGUGCAAGGGGAAGAAGGAAAAAAGUCGUGGACACCAGUACCCCGGUAUUGGCCACAACUACAACAACCUCUCCACUAAUUUACCAACUUAACAACAUUGAAGCCAGUUUGGAAGAUAACAAAAGCUUAACAGGGUGGGGAAAGACACCUAGACGCCCUCGGAGACAAAGAUGCCCUGCAGGCAAUCCUCCUCCUGUCCUGUUAACUUGAAAACACAGGGCAAAUAACUCUGUAAUUUCAUCCAUUCAUCAUUUAUAGAGAUGACAUUAACCGAUUCGCGUUCAUUUUAUGAAUUUCAGGAGUGAAUUUUUUAGCUACAUGGAGAUUGUCAUUGUACAUGUUUUUUGUGUUUUGCAGGAAUUGUUUCUGAGAAUGAAAUGAUGGAAAAUCCUUAGGCAUCUA
Molecule: messenger RNA, 3696 nt
Organism: Solanum lycopersicum (tomato)
Lineage: Eukaryota; Viridiplantae; Streptophyta; Magnoliopsida; Solanales; Solanaceae
Source: RefSeq, a predicted model, not a curated record